CGUGUGGGAGGUUCUGUUCACUGUUGACAAUUCGCCUUGUCGUGGAAGUUAAUUCUGCAUUUUCUCGUAUCUACAAUUUACCUCUAAUAACUUAAAUUUUCCGUUUUAUAUGAUAAUCGCCGAAAUAGUCAAACGUUUAAUGGUGUUAAAUUAUUUCCCCCAUAUCAGAACAAACGAAUAUUUUAAAGGUAUGCUCAGCUCGAAACUCCUGAGUUUUUAACCCUUCCGAUCACACCUUCGGAUCAUGGAAAGGCAAAUGUUUCCGGAUUAAAACGUCAAUUCCUUUCAAAGGAAUUCUUCUUCUUCACCGUUUCCACAUAUUUAUCUGCAUAGUUUACAUUUGUGCAGCAUGGUCUACGCAGAAGCAGACGAAGGUUACGGGCGACAGAUGGUUCCAGAUGUCGAUGUCUUUAUAAGUAACUACACCAUUGUCGAUCCUCAAGUGUAUCAACUCUGGGUCGACGGGUGCACAUCUCAAGAUGCAGUGGAUACGGUACACAAACAAGUACCAAAACAUGGUGAUAAUACAUUGGAACUUGUAAAGAGUGAUGUUUCUGACCAUUAUAGAACAUACAACCUUCUUGAAAAACUUUUACAUAAUCCUCCUAAACUAGCAGAACAACUUCAUUUCCAGAUAGAACCCUUGACGAGACAGUUAUUAAUUGAAAAGUAUUAUGAAUUUGAUGACCCUGUUAUUAGGGAGUUACUUGGGAAAAAGUUAUCCUCUAGGUAUCGAAAAGAUUUAGAUGAAGUUAGUGAUAAAACCAAUAUAUCUGUUAAAUCAUGCAGGAGGCAAUUUGAUAAUGUUAAAAGAAUAUAUAAAACAGUCGAGGAUAUGCAAGGUUCACUUAUAAAGAAUAUACGCCAUCUGUUUUUACUACCUGAAGAACUUGCAAAGCGAUAUGGAGCAGUUGUGUUUAUGGCGAACAUGAAAGUUGAGACAGGAAAACGUAAACUUCAGUAUUUGACGUUCAAUGACUUUUAUGAGUGCGCGCUGGCCAUAAUGCACAGCUGGACAUGUCCAGCGGGGACAUCAGAGCAUGAAGAGUGUGACCUUGACAGAGAAUUUUUUCUGGACUUAAGAGAAAUUCGAACCCUGCUUGAUAAAGAAAAAGAAUUAAAACACCUUGUUUGUUCCAAAAUCAAGCCUCAGCUUUUGGAGAAAGCUUACCAGGAACUAGAAAAUAAUUUUCGUACUUAUUCAAGAUCGUUGAUAACUUUAGGGUGCAACUUACACCGUCAACGGGAUUUAAAGUUUUUAUUCAUUGAGCUGGUUGAAAAAUGCAUCGAACCCUGGCGUCAAGUAUCCUGGACUUCGAAUGAUCUUACAGCAUUUUUAUCAGCUUUCAAAACCUGUGCCCUUCAGUUGGACUGUUUAAGAGAACAAGAUACACGUGCAGCAUGGGAACGCUAUAUGUCAGUUUUAGCAUGUUGCCUUCUAAAAAUGUAUCAUUCCUAAGGAUUGCUGUUUCAAGAUUGACCAUAUUGAACUUCAUUGUAUAAAAAUCAUUGGUUAGAAUCAACAAAACAUUUAUUCGGAUACACAGAAGUCUGGUCAAUUGGUAUCAUUUUGACAUUUACUUGCCGAAAAAUGAUUAUCCAAUCGAAACAUAGUUUUAUAAACUGUUUAGUCAUAAAUACACACAACAUUAAGGUAAUAACUGAACCUGACUGUUGAUGUGGUAAAAUUGUAAAAUAAAUUAUAUUUUUGUAAAAUUUG
Cimex lectularius (bed bug) is the source of this 1720-nucleotide messenger RNA. It is a transcript of the gene Fibp, whose product is annotated as acidic fibroblast growth factor intracellular-binding protein. Lineage: Eukaryota; Metazoa; Arthropoda; Insecta; Hemiptera; Cimicidae. Gene Ontology annotation, cellular component: nucleus. The record is from RefSeq and is a predicted model, not a curated record. The transcript has 9 exons. Bases 350 to 1459 code for a protein of 369 amino acids.